Messenger RNA from Neoarthrinium moseri, 1512 nucleotides. RefSeq lists its product as uncharacterized. Gene Ontology annotation, cellular component: alpha DNA polymerase:primase complex. NCBI's taxonomy places the organism in Eukaryota, Fungi, Ascomycota, Sordariomycetes, Amphisphaeriales, Apiosporaceae. Gene Ontology annotation, biological process: DNA replication, synthesis of primer. The coding region runs from base 1 to 1512 and encodes 503 amino acids. The transcript has 2 exons. The record is from RefSeq and is a predicted model, not a curated record.
AUGCUGCGAUCCGACUACAAUCGCAUCGACCCGAAGCGGCGGGCCAAUCUUGACCACCGCAAGAAGCAGUUCGCCGACCCGGCCUACAAGGACACGACGUAUCCACACCGUCUGAACUUCUAUGCCGUGCCACCAACCGCCGACAUCACCCUCGAGCAGUUCGAGCAGUGGGCUAUCGACCGCCUGCGCGUCCUGGCCGAGCUGGAGGCAUGCUCCUUCCGCAACAAGAGCCCCGCCGAGACCGCCACCCACAUGGAGCCCCUGAUCAAGAAGUACCUCCCGCUCGAGUCCAACUCGAGUUCGAGCACCCAGCUGUCCGCACAGAGGCAGAAGGACCACUACAGCCACUUCAUCUUGCGCCUGGCCUUCGCCUCCACCGAGGAUCUGAGGCGGCGCUUCAGUCGCGUCGAGACCAUGCUGUUCCGCCUGCGGUUCAAUGAGGAGAACUCCAAGGAGAGAAAAGACUUCAUCAACAACCUGAGCCUGGACUGGGAGGAAGUCAGCGCCGAGGAACGUGCAGAGUACGUUGCGCAGCUGGCCGCACUGGCCCCCUUUCGCAAAGGCGUCCAGGAGGAAGAGAGCUGGUUCAAGGUUGACUGGGAGCGCGUGCCCGACCUCGUGGAGACUAGAAGGGUCUUCCUCAAGGCCGGCAAGGCCUAUGUGCCCUCCAAGGAGCAGACCAGCAUGGUCGUGGCUGAGUUCACGCAGAGACUGGAGCGAGCGCUCGAGCUAACGGCAAGGGCGCUGCCGAGACUGGAUGAGGACGACAGGCUCACGCCGAUCCUGGACCAUCUGUCCAAGAAUUUUGUCACCCCGGACGCGUCUUACAGCAGCAGUACAUCAUCCGUACCCGGAGCCGACAUCUCGGCGAGGAACAUCGACGCCCUUUCGGCCAGCUUUCCCCUGUGCAUGCAGAGUCUCCACAAAUCCCUCCGACGCGAUUCGCAUCUCAAGCAUUUCGGACGUCUCCAGUACACUCUGUUCUUGAAGGGCAUUGGGCUCAAUUUGGAGGAGUGCCUGGUGUUCUGGCGCAGCUCCUUCAACAAAAUCACAGACGACCAAUUCAACAAAGACUACCGUUACAACGUACGGCACUCGUACGGUGAUGUCGGCGGCGACUCCAAUCGCCGUGGCGGAGGUUACUCCCCCUUCUCGUGUCAGAAAAUUCUGACAGAGCACCCACCUGGCCCGGGCGAAACCCAUGGAUGCCCGUACCGCCACUUCAACCUGGAUAACCUGACGGCCCUGCUGCAAGGCGUCGGCAUUUCAGACGGAGCCGUAUUACGAGGAGUCAAGGAGGAUAAGGAGAACCAGAAAUUCCACAUGGCUUGUAAUCGCGUUUUCGAGUAUGUUCACAAGAAGGAACUCAAGCGGGCGAAGGAUGAGGGCGUCAUGACGUCGGCACAACUGGAGACCAUUGUGCACCCUAACGAAUACUUCAAGCGAAGCUACCUGCUCAAGAACCUGGGCAAGGAUACUACAAAGACCGAGGACAUCAAGAUGGAAGGCUAG